UGGAGCUUCGUUCUUCACCAACUCUGCUGCAGUGUGUAACAUUUUCUGUCACAUUCACCGUCGCCUGCUGACCCUACCACUCAGGCCGGAGGACGCACCCUUGACAUUGGCUGGACUCCCUCCAAUGAACUUUCGCGACCUGCCUACUUUUCUUAGGUUCCCGGAAAGUUAUCCUGCAUAUUUGGCCAUGAAAUUAGGUCAGUUUUCGAACUUGGAAAAGGCUGAUUGGAUUUUUGACAACACAUUUCAGGAAUUGGAAGACAAGGAAGCAAGAGGUGUAUCAGAUUCGUGGCCGGCAAAGUUGAUCGGACCUAUGGUACCGUCAGCUUACUUGGAUGACCGGAUUAAGGGAGACAGAGGAUAUGGAUCAAGCUUGUGGAAGCCUCUUUCCGAAGAGUGCAUUGAAUGGCUAGAAACAAAACCUUGUGAAUCUGUGGUCUACAUCUCUUUUGGAAGCAUGGUUUCAUUGAAAGAGGAAGAAAUGGAGGAAAUAGCAUGGGGCAUAAAGGAAAGCAAUCUGAAUUUCCUCUGGGUGGUCAGAGAAUCAGAAAGGAAAAAGCUCCCUGAAUCGUUCCUAAACUCAAGUGAAGAACAGGGAAUGAUAGUGACAUGGUGCAACCAGCUAGAAAUGCUAUCACACCGAGCCAUUGGCUGCUUUGUGACUCAUUGUGGCUGGAACUCGACCCUAGAAGGGCUGAGCCUAGGGGUUCCGAUGGUGGGGGUGCCAAAAUGGACUGACCAAUUGACAGAUGCAAAGUACAUAGAAGAGAUAUGGGGGGUAGGAGUGAGGGCGAAGGAGGAUGAGCACGGAAUUGUAAGGAGAGGAGAGCUGAUAAAGUGCUUGAAGGAAGUAAUGGAGGGAGAAAGAAGCAAAGAGAUCAAGAAAACUGCUGGAAAAUGGAAGGAAUUGGCUAAGAGAGCCAUUAGUGAAGGAGGAAGCUCAGAUCAGUGCAUCAACGAGUUUGUUGAACAUUUGAAAUGUUAGAAUCGAGUUUGUUGAACAUUUGAAAUGUUAGAAUCGAGUUUGUUGAACAUUUGAAAUGUUAGAAUCUCUAAUGGAAAGAGCGUUGUGCGGUUCAUAUUAUUAUGAACUGUACAAACUUUAACCAUUAAAUGAGAGUAAAUCUCUUGAUAUUAAGGUUUCUUUCUUAAUUAAUGAUUAUUGUUUUAGGUUUCAACCGAACUCAUCUCUAAUUGUAUAUUUAUGUAUGAACUGUACAAACUUUAACCAUUAAAUGAGAGUAAAUCUCUUGAUAUUAAGGUUUCUUUCUUAAUUAAUGAUUCUUUCUUAAUUAAUGAUUAUUGUUUUAGGUUUCAACCGAACUCAUCUCUAAUUGUACGUUUUUGUGUUUGUUUUGUAUUUUGAUUGUGAUGUACUUUGGGCAGUUAAAAUGUGAUUGUUCGUUUUCAGAUCUCUAGUUGCAUCCUGUUUGGAAGAGGAGUGUCUUAUGCUAAACAUGAAUCCUAUUCUGAAUUUCUGACUCUCCACUUCAAAUGAAUCCAAUUCUGAGUUUCUGAUUCUCCACUUCAAUUCCAUGUCCGCUUAGUGCCUUACUAAUUGAGGACGAUUUUUUUCCAGUUGCGCAUAGCUGUUACCUCACACCCUCUACAUACCUUUCACAUCAAUAUUUGAUGAAGAUUUGGCCACAUUGCCCAAAUCUUUCCCGACCAAAUAAUUAGAAAAACGUGUGACCCUCAAUGCAACGGAAGUAUCUUAAUUGAUAACCAGUAAUCACUUCAAUGUUCAUGUGAGAAAUAGAACAAAGCUUUAAUGUUCUUCUUUGUUGGAGCAUCUUCAAGAAUCAACUUUCUUUUCCGGCUGGAAACAACUCGAUCCAACUUUUUGACUCUUAAAAAAGGAACUAAAGGUAUGUUGUUUAG
Molecule: messenger RNA, 1881 nt
Organism: Rubroshorea leprosula
Lineage: Eukaryota; Viridiplantae; Streptophyta; Magnoliopsida; Malvales; Dipterocarpaceae
Source: the annotation of a GenBank genome assembly